AUGGCGGCCGCGGUGUCGGUGCCAGCGACUCCGGUCACGGGCCAGCUGCUUCGCUUCGCAGGUGCACCACCGAGUGAGCAGCUGGUCUUCGGCAGCCACUUGCAUUGGCUUCCACCCCGACCGACAAGACGGUCCUGGUGCACGAGCCACUUGUCAGUCUUCAGCCUGGCUCGCACGUCCCAGCGCCUGCGUCAGCUGCGAGUGCGAGACGAGGACCGGAGCCGCUGCUCUGCAGAAGUGAUGCUGGACUUCGAGCGCAAAGGCUUUCUGAAGAUGCCGCAGAUCUUGGCCCCGGAGGAGGUGGACUCACUGAGCGAGCUGGUGAGCGCCACCUGCCGCUCUGAAGAGUGUGUGCUCGAGGCACUCCGGCAUCAGAUCAGGGUGCAGUAUGGCGCGGCGAGCGCUACAUCUUGCUGGGAUAUUGCUGCUUGCCGGGCCAAGCUGAGAAGCCUGGAGAGACGUGGAGAGAUCAGCUUCCUUCAGUACUUCAACUUACAUCGCCACUGCGGGGAGCUCCGGGAGCUGGCUUUGUCUCCGCGCUUCGCCUUCUGGGCUUCCCGGCUCCUGGGCGUGCCGAGGGUGCGUCUCUAUCAGGAUGCCCUCUUCGAGAAGCGCCCAGGUGAUGGGGCCACCGACUGGCAUUCAGAUUUGGGCUUGGCCCCUUUCGAUACCAACAGCUUUGUGACCAUAUGGUUGCCUCUAACAUCCAUUUCGAUGAAGGGCUCGUCCCUGGUAUAUGCCAUUAGCAGCCACAAAGAUUUCGUGCCAGCCCCAGGCGUGCAGGUUUCAAGGAAGAGACAUGAGAGCCUUGUAAAGGCACGAAAGCGCGGCAUGUCACCGCAUUCCUGGAUAGCAGCUGAGGCACUUCCCUUCCUCGGAGAUGUUGACGAAGACCUGAGUGGCAGGUACAAGCUCCAGCGCCUGGAACUCGGCUCCAGACACUUCGGUGACUGUUUUGUCGGUAUCUGGAGCCCAGGCACUGGUGGCCUUGUUCCCGGGGACGCCACUGCGCACCACGGCUGGACGUUGCACAGCGCCGCAGGCAUCCCAAAGACGGCUCCGCCGCGGCUGGCGUGGACCCUGGGCUUCGUAGCCGAUGGAGCACGGCUCCGGCGUGGUGAGCUGGAGCUUGGGGAGGACGCCGUGUCCUACGAGGCCUGGGCCAAAGAGCUCGGGCCGGGUGCACGAGUGGAGCAUCCCAUGGUUCCCCUGCUGCUCUCCACUCGAGCAUUAGCUGAGCUGGAGCUGAUUUUGGCCGAGGACCCUCUCUCUGGCGGGGGGAAAGCUCACGAAGCGGUCGCCAAGCACGGCGAACCUGCUGCAGUCGCUACAGUCCAGGCGGCUCCAGAAGAGGCACGGGCGGCAUCGGUGGCCCCACGGCUCGAAGACUUCGACGGCCUCUGCUUGAAGCUGCAGACGCUGGAGCUCACCCCAAGCGCGGCGCGCAAGAUCAGGGCUGCCGAGUCCGUCUGGCUGCGAUGCGGCCUCGACCUGGGCCGCGGUCAGGAGGACCUCUUGGUCACCUGCCCCACUGCAGGCCUCGCGGCAGCCUGGAGUCGAGAGCGGCGCCUUCAGACGCGACUUUUCAUGGGCUGUGCAGAUAGGUUCUCGAUUGCAGUGCGCAGCGACUCUCAUCUGUCAGUCUUGGCAAUCAGGUUGCAAGUGAAGCUGCUGAUCAAAGGGCAGCGAAAAGGUGGCGCGGCGCACUCGACCAACUCUUCCAACUCCGCGCAGAUGCAAACUAUUGCCCAGGCUGAGCUGCUCUGGUUUGCAGCCCUGCUGGACCCGGGGAGCGCUUGCCCCUUCGUUGCGGAGCUGACAGACGGAGGGAAGGCCGGAGCCGCUGCCGUUGGCCGGCUCCAGCUCUCGCUGGAGCUGACGAGCAAAGGAGAAGGUCCUCGCAGGCCGCUGCCGACCGAUGAGUGCAACAUCCAUGUCAGACUUUGGCUUGGCACCUUCAGCCCCCUGGUGACUCCGAGCUCGGUUGCCGAACUACGUGCUGUGCUAAAGCUGGGGCAGCAGCAGGAGAUCAGUAUGAGUGUGCAGAAAGAUGCUUUGGGCAUCGGUCGCGAUGUGGUCUUCGGGCAGUCGGCGGUGUCAGCAUCGAGCAUCUGGCAGGUUCAGAGAGAAACUUUCGCUUGCAAGGGGCCCUGUCCCGCUUGCAUCUUCGUGCAACUGUGGAGCGGUGCAGAGCUUUGUGGUCUUGCGAAGCUGCUGCUCGAACCUUUCCACAAGGAAUCCGCACAAGAGCUGAUCAGUUUGCAGGGAUACAGGACCAUUUUCGAUGGUGAGCUGGACGUCUCUGCCGUCGUCAACGACACGAGCAUUGGAAAGCUUCAGGUUUGUGCUCAUGCUGGGCUGGCGCCGGUGCUGUUGCAACUCUCUCGAGAAGCACCGCAGCUGGAAGUUCAUGUCGAUCCUCGGGAUGUCUCCUCCGCCUUGCUGCUGUUAGCCCAUCAGAGCUUCGACUUGAUUGCUGAGGGCCUCAAGGCGGCGGUUCUGCAGCACCUGGAGGGAAAGCAGCUGGCAGAAGCUCUUCAAGAUCUAGAGCCGCUCUUGACGUUUACGGAAGCCUCUGCCCUUGUGAAUAGCAUCAAGGAGGGAGGAAGCCGUUCCGUCGAAACUUCGAGAUUUCUGGAGCUACUUCGGUCACGUAUGCUUGCGGUGCAAGAAAGCUUUGACCAAGUGAUUCGUGAAGUUGGGGACGAAGCUGGAAGCUUGGCCUUGGAUUUCCUGGAGGUCGGCAACCCUGCUUGGCUGCAGAGGCAGGAUGUGGCCAGAGCUCUGAAAUUCCGCGGCCUGGACUUGAGCUGGGCCUGCUUGGAAGGCGUCUUCCUGGCCCUCGGCUGCCCUGAGCCUUCCGGCGCCGUUUGUGCGGAGAAGUUCGCCCGACUCUUCCGGCACCGAGCGGAGCUCACAAAGCGGAGACGGGCCCGGCUCCGGCACUUGGAAGCCGAGGCCUUGGCUCAGUUGCGGGCCGUGAGGGGCCCAAACGGAUCGAGGCAGCGGAUGGAGGAACUUGUGCUGAGGCAUUCCCGGGCCGACGGGACGCUCGAUGCCCUCGGCUUGACGGUGAUGCUUGCAGAGGAGGGUCCAAGUCUGCCACGGACGGAUGUGGAUGAUCUGGUGCAGUUGCUCUUCGAGCGGUUUGGAGUGAAGCCAGGGGGCCGUGUGUCAUCAACCCGCGUUCUGCAGUGGCUUGUUGGCACGCAAGGGUCAGUGAUUCAAUCGUCUCUUCGAGACGUGGACUUGAACUCGGCUUCACAGCCAGCACAGUUGCUGGCCAAAUUGGCCGCUGCAAAAUUACCCGCACAGGUGCCACUGAAGGCCGAGCCCCAGCCGGAACCUGUGACGUCACCUUUGACGAAGCAGGCCCCUGCGGAAGUUUGCAGGAGCACAGCAGACGCUGAGGCAACAGUGCAGGCAACGCUGCAACUGGCACGGCCAUUGAGAAGCGGCAUGGAGCAGCAGCUGUCAGAAGUUCUCGCUGCGUCCCUGGGUCUGGAGACAGCUAGGCUUCGCGUCCUUGGGGCCGAAGAAGGUGCCUCGCGCAUCUGUGUGCAGAUGCGACCCCGGUCCUCGUCUUCCCAAGAUGUCGUGGCGAAGCUCGCCCGUCAGCUGGGGGAUCCUGCCUCGAGCCUCGCAGCCAGUUCGCUUGGCGCCUACUUCUGCUGA
Messenger RNA from Symbiodinium necroappetens, 3675 nucleotides. NCBI's taxonomy places the organism in Eukaryota, Dinophyceae, Suessiales, Symbiodiniaceae. The record is from the annotation of a GenBank genome assembly.